GGGUAUUGAGGUCAAAAUAAUGAAAAUGGAAAGUUGGCAUGGUUGGAAAGAGACAACCUAGUCCAAAAGAUUACACUGUUCAUUAAGAAUAUGUGUAUGCAUGUAUAUAUAUAAGGAAAUUAAAGGGAGAAGGCAAUUGAAAAAGAAGUGGAAGGGUUAAGGCAGGCAAUACUGCUAAGGCAAGCUAUAUAUCCACUUAUUUGACCUCCUCCAAAAAUAUUCAAACAAGAAAAGAAAGGAAUUCCAAAAUAAUCAUAUAUAUCUGCCAUUUUUGAAUUCUACAAUAUAAUCUCCUCUCAUCCCUCCCUCAACUAGUAUAAUGGCAACAACAACAAUAGGCAUCACCUAUAUUAUUAUUCUUGUUGCAUGUUUUCUCUCUUCAUCAUCAGAUAUUGGAGUUGAAUCAUUCGGAAUCAACUACGGGCAAGUAGCAAACAAUCUACCAGAGCCAGAGAAAGUGCUAACACUGUUGACCACCCUAAGGAUCACAAAGACAAGAAUCUACGACACCAACCCUGACAUUUUGAGGUCUUUUGCAAACUCCAACAUGGACUUAAUCGUGACGGUGGAGAACGAGAUCCUAAGCCAACUGGACGAUCCACAAGCGGCGUCUCAGUGGGUCAGCACCCGCAUACUGCCGUACCUACCGGAAACAAAGAUCACCGGAAUUCAGGUUGGAAACGAAGUCUUCACCGACGACGACACUACUCUCAUCCAGCACCUUGUCCCUGCAGUCAUCAACAUCCACAACGCUCUCACCAAAGCUGGCUACUCCAACAUCCAAGUCUCCACGCCCAGUUCUCUGGCGGUUCUGGAUGAGUCUUACCCUCCUUCUGCCGGCACCUUCAAGGCCGAGAUAUCUACCAUCAUGUACCAGUUCUUGAACUUCCUCUCAACAACCAAGACCCCCUUUUGGAUCAAUGCAUACCCAUACUUUGCAUACAAAGACGAGCCCGAUCAGAUUCCACUCGACUACGUUCUCUUCAAUCCCAACUCGGGAAUGGUUGAUCCCAACACCAAGCUUCGCUACGACAACAUGCUCUAUGCAAUGGUGGACGCUGUUUACUUCGCCAUUGCCAAGAUGGGCUUCAAGGGGAUCGAGGUCAGAGUCUCUGAAACCGGUUGGCCUUCCAAGGGUGACGUAGACGAAGCUGGUGCAACUCCGCAGAAUGCUGCUACUUACAAUCGAAACUUGUUGAGGAGGCAAAUGGCCAAUGAAGGCACACCUUUGAAUCCCAGGAUGAGGUUGGAGGUUUACUUGUUUGCAUUGUUCAACGAAGAUUUGAAGCCUGGACCUACCUCUGAAAGAAACUAUGGUCUCUUUCAACCUGAUGAGUCUAUGACUUACAAUGUAGGCUUCUCUGCUCUUGCAACCACAUCUUCAUCUUCAUCGCCAUCUUCUUCGUCUUCUUCCUCCGCCUCCUUUUCCCUUGCCUCACAUGCCACUCACACUAAGGUAGUUCACACGGGAUACCAUCAAAGCUUCAUGUGCUGGAUGUUUGUGUAUUGGGUAAUUUCAGCUCUUUAUGUGUGAACAAAAUUACAGUGCAUCAUGCGGUAAUUCAAGUGGCUAAAAAGGUGACCUGUCUCUCAAAACAAAAGGAGCUUUCCAGAAUCUGAAAUACUACUUCAUGAACUCUAUCUAUUAAAGGCAACCUAGCUAGCUAUUUUGUGUAAGGAAAAUAGAAAGCACACGCUUUCCAAAAGAUUGGGCAGCAAAAGAAAGGAGUUCAAUUUCGAUGGGGGAGAAUUGAUGAUGAAGAUUAAUAGUACUACCAAACAUCUUAAUUCAAGUGGCUAUACUUUAAUUUCUUUCAUCCACUUAACCCCACCAUUAGUCACAUUAUUCUAGCAACAUUACCAUGUGGCCGCAAUGUGAUGUGAAAUUUAGCUUAUUUUUAGGUACAUAAAGGGACAAAAACGCCACCUCAUUCUUUCAGUUCGAUGCAAGAUGAUGUUGCAAACAGAAUCAUUUCUAGUUUCAAAUACCAAAUAUAUCUUAGCUUCUACGUUCCUCAUUAUAUGUAAAGUUUAUUCUCGCUUUUGUUUCUAUAUCUCACUUCUUUGCCAUAUUCUUCA
This is a messenger RNA of Arachis duranensis, 2079 nucleotides long. Its product is annotated as glucan endo-1,3-beta-glucosidase 14. The record is from RefSeq and is a predicted model, not a curated record. Gene Ontology annotation, molecular function: hydrolase activity, hydrolyzing O-glycosyl compounds. Gene Ontology annotation, cellular component: plasma membrane. Lineage: Eukaryota; Viridiplantae; Streptophyta; Magnoliopsida; Fabales; Fabaceae. Gene Ontology annotation, biological process: carbohydrate metabolic process. The transcript has 3 exons. Bases 320 to 1534 code for a protein of 404 amino acids.